AUGCGAUGCGCGAGCAAGGCAGCGACUCAGCCUGUGUCACUUGGUGAUGCACGCGCUCGUCAUGAAGACACUCAUUUCUUCACAGAGUAUGAGCUCAGUGUCUCAUACUCUCCUGAUACGGAAGACGGAUCCGUAUCGACGGCGAUCGAAUCCAAGCCGCCUGCCAAGCGUGGCAUGGAUGAUUCUUUGCGUCGUAGCAUCUUUGGUUAA
Messenger RNA from Peronospora matthiolae, 210 nucleotides. The record is from the annotation of a GenBank genome assembly. NCBI's taxonomy places the organism in Eukaryota, Oomycota, Peronosporomycetes, Peronosporales, Peronosporaceae.